Molecule: messenger RNA, 839 nt
Organism: Cannabis sativa
Lineage: Eukaryota; Viridiplantae; Streptophyta; Magnoliopsida; Rosales; Cannabaceae
Product: eukaryotic translation initiation factor 1A
Exons: 2
Coding region: 192-629 (145 amino acids)
Biological process (GO): translational initiation
Cellular component (GO): cytoplasm
Molecular function (GO): RNA binding; translation initiation factor activity
Source: RefSeq, a predicted model, not a curated record
GGCCCAACUCACAAUAUAAACCUAAAAUAUAAUAAAAAGACAUCAAAACCCUAAAUUUUGCUUCUCUCUCUCUCACCCACGUCGCUUGUGGUUGUCUUCCUCUUCCCCACCGGGCGUUCACAACCACCGUAUCACCCACGCGCUACAUCGUCUUCGUCUCCACUCCAGGGAAAGUAAAAUAAUCACUAAAGAUGCCGAAGAACAAGGGAAAGGGAGGAAAGAACAGGAAGAGAGGAAAGAACGAAGCUGAUGACGAAAAGCGUGAGCUUGUGUUCAAAGAAGAUGGGCAAGAAUAUGCCCAAGUACUUAGAAUGCUUGGUAAUGGAAGGUGUGAGGCAAUGUGCAUCGAUGGGACGAAGAGGCUCUGUCAUAUUCGCGGAAAAAUGCACAAGAAAGUUUGGAUUGCAGCAGGAGACAUUAUACUCGUUGGUCUCAGAGAUUAUCAGGAUGACAAAGCUGAUGUGAUCCUCAAGUACAUGCCCGAUGAAGCUAGGCUUCUCAAGGCUUAUGGCGAGUUGCCUGAGAAUACCCGACUUAAUGAGGGCAUUGCUGGUGGCCUUGAGGAUGAAGAUGAGGGUGCUGGUGAUGAUUACAUCGAGUUCGAGGAUGAAGAUAUCGACAAGAUAUAGUAAACAAAUUCCAACUUUGUUUGAUUUCAAGUUUUAGUAUGUUAUAAAAAAAAAUGCAUUAUUAUAUCUAUCUUGGCUUUCUGGCAUUAUGCAUUUCAUAAAUGAAGAAGGAAGGUUUGAAUUUUAUAGGUUGUUCUGCACAGGCCUUGAUUGAUGUUAACAACAUCUUUCCUUAACUAAUACAUGAAUAUCUAUCCUGUUUGUACUUCA